This is a messenger RNA of Brienomyrus brachyistius, 1191 nucleotides long. RefSeq names its product cell surface glycoprotein 1-like. Bases 359 to 784 code for a protein of 141 amino acids. The transcript is spliced from 6 exons. The record is from RefSeq and is a predicted model, not a curated record. NCBI's taxonomy places the organism in Eukaryota, Metazoa, Chordata, Actinopteri, Osteoglossiformes, Mormyridae.
AAUUGCCGCAGUAUUAUAUAUUCAUGAACAAAGGUGCGGCCACCAUUACCUGUGCGACUGUAUAAAAUGCUCCUAUACUUUCAUUUUCGCAUUUGUCUGUAAAACAGCAGCUUUCGAGGGUCGUUUGGAAAAGAAAAGGCCUUGGAGGGUGAAGAACGUCCCAGCCAGAGACUUAGCGGCAGGCAGCCGAGCCUCCAGCUUCCUCUAGGGGGCAGCGGCAGCAAAGCGAACUCCGGGGAUACUCAGAGGUGGCUUCGGAUGAUCACAUGAGGGGGAGUGGCACACAAGAGGAUCGUACAAUCAGGUCAUAACACAGAGAGGCCCCAGCAGGAAUCAACUGGUCUGGAUCAGGACAAAAAUGGGAAAGAAGAGAGGAAAAAGAAGAGCUGCUCCUGAAAUGCGCCCCCCUGUGGGGUGUAAUGGAAAGAGCGCUGAGAGUGUCCCGAUGAAGAGAGCAGACUCCCCUGUACCCAGCUGUGUUUCCAUGAAGAGUGACGAGUCAAUGGAUGAACCAAACAGAUUCAGAGAGGGACCUUUUCCUACUGAUCAAAGUGUCCCGAUGAAGAGAGCAGACUCCCCUGUACCCAGCUGUGUUUCCCUGAAGAGUGACGAGUCAAUGGAUGAACCAAACAGAUUCAGAGAGGGACCUUUUCCUACUGAUCAAAGUGUCCCGAUGAAGAGAGCAGACUCCCCUGUACCCAGCUGUGUUUCCCUGAAGAGUGACGAGUCAAUGGAUGAACCAAACAGAUUCAGAGAGGGACCUUUUCCUACUGAUCAAAGGUAAAUGUGCAUUUAAACAAACAUUGUUGAUGACAUUCAGACUCUCAGUCAAAUGGCACAGAGACACAUACAAGCUAUGAGGAAAUAACAUAUUUAUAAUGAAUGCACCAAUUUUUACCUGUAACAGAUUCCAUCACCUUGAGAAUUUAAACAAAUGUUUUGUCUGUGUUCUAUAUAAAUAACAUCUGAGGUAAAUGGAUGAGGAUUACUGUAAAACCUGACUUUCUGCGAGCUGGAAUUGAAAGUUAUUUAAUAGCAAAGUGGAUUUUAAAUUUCAGUCCUCAGCACAGAGCUGGAAAAAUCUGGUUUGCCUGUUUCCCCCCCACAUGUCCAUUAAAGAAUGACUCGACAACAGAUUGUCGUCUCGUGAGAUGGAUGUUUCUGUUUUGAUAACCAAUAAUUUCACUCUCA